Pundamilia nyererei is the source of this 1124-nucleotide messenger RNA. RefSeq names its product lysosomal associated membrane protein 3 (gene lamp3). Gene Ontology annotation, cellular component: late endosome membrane; lysosomal membrane; plasma membrane. The record is from RefSeq and is a predicted model, not a curated record. The transcript has 7 exons. Lineage: Eukaryota; Metazoa; Chordata; Actinopteri; Cichliformes; Cichlidae. The coding region runs from base 143 to 937 and encodes 264 amino acids. Gene Ontology annotation, biological process: establishment of protein localization to organelle.
GUCAAUGCUGAGUGAGGCAGCGGUCUCUGCCCCACCCCCUUUGUCACUUCACUUCCUUUGCACCCUUCAUUUAGGUGUUAGGUGUUCAACAGUUUCACAAUUAGACAUCAAGGCACAGCUGCUGCACUUCUGAUCCAGUGGCAUGGCUAUUCUCUUUUGUGUUCUAACUGCGAUGCUAAAAGGCCACCGAGGUGGAUGGUAUCUUUUCUUCCUGGCUGCUGUCAUUCCAGGUGUCCACUUUCAGAGCACUAAUGGCUCCAUCCAGCCUGCUUUGGAGUCUGAGCUUCACUCCAAGGGUCAGAUCUACCGGCCAGUCCUGCAGCCAUCUGAGGCCACUCCUCAAACAGGAAACUAUGUGAAGAAAGAUAGAGGGAAACCCUGCAUCAGAAUUACCAUGGGAGCAGAGUUCUUGGUCACUGAAAACAAGAAAACCUGGUAUUUUGACCUGGACCCCUCCAGAGUUAGGGUCAGUGGUUACUGUGGCAAAGAAGAGGCUCUUCUCUCUCUCACACUGCCAGACAAUGGUGCCAGCCUGCAGUUCAAAUUCAAAAAGGAGAAGACUGUUUUCUACGUCAUCGAGAUGAAUGCACAUUUGUCUCCCAUGCCUGUCUGCAAAGACUGUUCCAACAAGACUUACAAAGGUGUGUUGGCCCAUGAAAAGCUGUUCAAAACUGCUAACGGUCAAAGCUUCAUGUGCAAGUCUGAGAAUCUGCUUUUGAUGUCGUCUGAGCUGAAGAUCAAGCUGGUUCCUGUGCAGAUGCAGGCCUUCAACCUGUCUCAAGGACAGUAUGGAAAAGAGGUGGAGUGCUGGGCUGACUAUAACAAGAGAAUCAUUCCCAUCAUCAUCGGGGCAGCCGUCGUGUGUCUCAUUCUUAUCAGUUUGAUGAGCUUCCUUGUGGUCAGAGAUCGCCGCAGAGAUGGAUACGAACGGAUUUGAAUGGCGAAGAGUUCACUGUGAAACUGGACUGGGGGUGGUGGUGGGGGUGCUAUUGGCUUGUUCAUACACUUGCUCUUUCACUUGUUCUUUUCCUAAACCUUCAUUUGGCUUGUCACAUUCUUCUGUUAACAGCAAAGACGGUUUGUCUGGUAUUUACAAUUUGAAUAAAUAAAACUUUUUUUUAAAA